GACUUGGUGCUGCCUUGCUGGGUGAGGAUCGCCGAUCGCAGCAACAAGGUGUCGGAGCGCUUCAAGGCUAUCGAUUCCAUGACGUCGGACGUGUGGAUCGACAAGCUAGUGACUGAGCUCGAGAGCAUGACGGUCUACGAGGCAGAGUACGAGAUCGACCAUGCGUGGGGCAGUCUGCGCUUAUCCAAGAUUGUUGGCCUCAAGAGGUUGGGCAUUCUCUGGGAGCCAUCGAUGACGAAACCUUUGAGCUUCGCAGCAGCCGCGGUCGACGCCGACAAG
This is a messenger RNA of Prorocentrum cordatum, 279 nucleotides long. NCBI's taxonomy places the organism in Eukaryota, Dinophyceae, Prorocentrales, Prorocentraceae. The record is from the annotation of a GenBank genome assembly.